Molecule: messenger RNA, 3387 nt
Organism: Symbiodinium sp. CCMP2592
Lineage: Eukaryota; Dinophyceae; Suessiales; Symbiodiniaceae
Source: the annotation of a GenBank genome assembly
AUGCAUGUUGUCGGCAAUGCAAACGGCGUGUACAAGACACGAAGCGUCAGGAGACUUCCUGCGGAGGAUCAAGUGAGCAAGGAGCUUCUUGACUCGUUGAAAGCGACUCCUUGGGACCCGCGUGGUCGCCAAGAGGAGAGUGCUCACUUCGUUCUUCCAGCCCAGUCUGAAGCUUCGCCUGCCGCAGCGCCUGCAGUCUCAGACCCGCAGGGAGCGCAGGACGCGGCCGGCUCCAGUGCCGACGGCACUUCUGGAAGCAAGCGCAGCGCAGAGGCACCUCCAGAGGAUGCGCCUUCGCAACUUCGGGCCAGGCUGGAACAGUCGCAGGGAGAGAAGCGCGAGAUCUCCACGGAGGUCCCGGACAGUGCGACCAAACUUCGGCGAAUCUCUGCGGUGCUUGAGGAUCGCCUGGUUGACACUUCUUGCGUUGCUUCUGUGACCACGCGUGACGGUCUUGAAGUUCCUGUCGAGGUUAACGUUGACCGUGCUGAAGAACUUCAGGCCUUGCGUGCAAGUGAGCCUGUUGUCUGGUACGACACGGAGUUUGACAAGGAGCAAGAACUUCAAGGCAUGCAGAAAGAGCGUGAAUCUCUUCAGCACUUCGAUGUGUUCGAAGAAAAGCUUGUGAGCGAAUGUUCCGAGGAGCAACUUCGAGACGCAAUCUCCACGCAAUGGGUUAAGCGCCCUAAGGGAGAUGGUGUGCGUUGCAGGCUGUGUGUCAGAGGCUUCGACCAAGUCGUCGAGGACCCAGACGACACUUUCGCCAGCACACCUUCGCUUGCUACGCUCAAACUUCUUCUUACACUUGCGUGCACUUUCAACUGGUUCGUUCUUGCUGGCGAUGUGUCCACAGCGUUUCUCCACGCACUUCUGAGUGAAGAGAUCUUUGUGAUCCCUCCGGGUGAAUUCUACCCCAACGGUGGAGUGCUAUGGAAACUUCGCAGAGCCAUGUACGGACUGAAACAGAGUCCGAAGGCAUGGCAGACCCACUUCGCGAGCGUGAUGGCCGAUCUCGGCUUCAAGCGUCUUAAAAGCGAUCCUAAUCUCUACUUCCAUCCUGAGUACAAGGUGUACCUUCUUUGCUACGUAGAUGAUGUACUUCUCUUCGGUGCAAAGGAGCCGUGUGAGCACCUGUUUGCCAAACUUCAGGAACGUCUUCUUUUGAGACGGGAAGGGACGCUUCAGCCGGGGGAGAGUAUCAACUUCUUAGGUAGAUGCAUCACACGACGCGAAGAUGCGAUCGAGAUUUCCAUGCCUACUUCGUAUGUUGACAAGAUUCUAGAAGAAUAUGCUCUUUUGGAGUGUAGGCAUAGCCCUCCCGGCAACGACUCACUUCGUAAGAAAAUCGAAUCCGAAGAGCCUUUGGAUACAGUCGAGCACCGUAAGUACAGACGAGUGGUAGGCCAACUUCUCUGGCUUAGCAGCAUUCGCCCUGACAUUCAGUACGCUGUCAAGGAACUGUCUCGAGGAUCAACUUCCCCGACAGAGGCUCACAAGGCCAAGGUCAAGAUGCUACUUCGGUACCUUGCAGGGAGCAAGGACUUCAUGGCCGCCGCCGCUCCUUUGGGCUGCGACUUCGUGCCUCACUUCGUUGCCGCCAUGGCUUCUGCUUGGGUUUCUUACUUCUGGCUGGGUUCUUGGCAACUUCGCUUUGGUAUUCGUUUCUGCAUGGAUGGUUUGCGAACUUCAUACCGGAUUGUGCCCACUUCUGUUGGGACGUGGUUUUGGUACAGACUUCUUUGCGAUCGACGUCUUCAGUGGUUUGUGUGCUUCUACUUCGAGAAGAUGGCCCCCAAACUUCAGGUUCCGGUGCCAAAGGCAGUGGCUCUUGGACUUCCUCCGGCAGCACUGCCAGGACCCUCGACUUCGGAAGAGGCCGAAAUGACGAGGGACUUCCGCAACUUCGUGGAGGAGCAUCAGUUCUACGUUCCGGACCCGAACUUCGAGAGAGAUGAACUUCCGCCGCGACUUCCCACUCGAGCACUUCCUCAGAACACGUGGCUGGAGUUGCGCUACGCCUCGGGUAACUUCGAGACGGUCUGCGGACUUCACCCGGCGCACUUCCAGCAACUUCACAGGGCCGUGGAUGUACUUCGGGUACACUUCUAUGGCAAGGAAGCGGCUCGACUUCUCGGGCAUGGCCGAGAUCACCUCGGCUGGAGCCACUUCGCUGGGAUGAGCUACUUCGCGGUGGACAAUGUGUGCUUCACGCACUUCAAGCAUGUCCCUGACUUCUUGGAGUCACUUCGCCAGGGCCGCCAGAUCAGCAAACUUCUGCUGCCUGGGACUUCAGACUUCAGGCUGGUCUACGCGCUACUUCGACUUCAACCUGGCGUGGACAACCCGGUGGUGACGGCACUUCAGUCCGCGGCGCUGUUUCCGGAGCUCUUCGCCCGGAGCACUUCUUAUGUGGCCAACGAGACGGACUUCUGCAUCAACUUCAAGGCAAGCUAUAUCGGCCCGAACUUCGUUGAUGUACUUCCCGAGCCUUCGAUCCGGUUGUGGUUUUGCACUUCCUUGAACUUCCAUCCUCACGCGCAUGUCACGAGAUGGAGAUGGCGAACUUCACCUGACUUCGGAUAUGCAGCCAUUCUCCCCGGAUAUGUUGAACUUCGCAUUUUCUCCGAGGUCAGCGAAGUAGCUUGCGUGCUUCGGAUGACCUCGAGCGAGAUAUUGAACUUCGUGGAAGGUAACCGCUUCCGCUUCUGGAAUCGGCGGUACAUCGACUACUUCAUCAACGUGCCCGGCGAGCACUUCGUGCUGCGACCUCACCUCCGCACUUCCUUGGCGGUGAUUCGUCUUCCGGGCAACUUCCAACAGUUCUUUGACCUCGCCUGGUCGAAGACUUCGCAUGGCUUCAACCGCUACAUGCACAUCCCGAUGAGGACUUCGGACUUCGCCCGGUUCGAGAACACUUCUGAGGCGGAUUCGUGGGUGAGUCGUGAGCUUGCCGUGCAACUUCUGAGGGAGGAACUGGUCCCCCACCUGCAGUGCCAGGCUCUGGUCUUCGUGAUGGUGGACUGGCGGCACUUGAGUGACGGUGGCGAGCCAGCGGCGUUCCGACACCGGCUCAAGCAACAGCCAGGUUUCACCGCUGAUGGGCGGGUAGACAACGUAGAGGUGGUGGUGCCGAAUGUUCCCCUCCUAGUGAAGGAGGGCGGGGUGGUUGUGACUGUUCGCCCUGUGGUGGUGUCUGACGUCUUGCUGGGUAGUAGCUGGUGGCUGGUGUGGGUGCUGUCCCAACGCGCGGCUGCGUGUCUCCCACAGCUGUGGGUGCGGUCUGCGGUUGCUGUUCUCCCCCGCUGGGUGGGCCUUGUUGCGUGCCCUGUUUCCCGGCCGCUCCUGUUGCUGGUGGUGCGUGCUGGACGUCGGCUUGUUGUGCUGUAG